AUGCUACUUCAUGCUGUCCCCACGUCUGAGUGCAACCCCAACUUCGCCACGUGCCCCAACGCAAGCGAGACAUCAGCUUCCGACGUCCCCACGUCUGAGUGCAACCCUAACUUCGUCACGUGCCCCAAUGCAAGCGAGACAUCAGCCGCCGACGUGAGCCCGGCGUGGGCAGCAUGGGGCGCCAACGCUACUCUCGAGACGACGUGCUUCGAGGGCGAUGGCACGUUCAACUUUGGCAUCUACCACAUGGCGCUGCAACUCAUGAAGGAUGGGUCUGCGAUGGCCAAGAUAUUCUACGGCCUCUUCUUCGGGAUAAUGACUCUCAGCUCCUGUCUCAUCCGGGAUGGCUAUUUCUGUGGCGAGGAGCUGCUCUCAUGGGGUCUAGGGCACUCCCCUGACACCAACCAGCUGCCCUCCGCUACAGCCACUCUCACCACAGUCACGGCGGUUGAGGGCUUUGUGCUGGAGGCUGAAGACCUGCUGUUCGUUACAACACACUUCAAGUUCAACUGGAAGAGCCAGCGCAUUCAGAGGUGGGUGCGCUACUACUCGCCGCACUGGCGCACGUGGGCGGCUCUCACCAUCCAGAUCGCGUGGCGCCGCCACGUGGCACGGCAGCACGCCACGUCACUGCAACGGUCGCUCGAUGCUCAUGCUGAUGUGGAUGUGCGCGGUGGCCAGCUAACCAUUGACACUCCCUCGGGCGCUCCUCCCACAUCUGCUGCCACUGCCCCUGCCCCUGUCCCUGCCACUGCCACUGCCACUACCAUUGACACUCCCACCAUGGCCCCUAUCAGUAGAACAGCCCCUUUGGACCCUGCUCUAACUACAACAGCUGGAGGUAACGGUGGGGGUGGGACAAGGCUGGGCCGCCCGAGGAUGGAUGCAGACGAGAUAGAAGCGCUACAGAGGCGUGACCGCAUGAGGCUGUAUAGUGCGAUUUUCUCAUCGUCCAAGCCCCGCGGCUCCAUGGACAAAAAUUCCUAG
Molecule: messenger RNA, 987 nt
Organism: Closterium sp. Naga37s-1
Lineage: Eukaryota; Viridiplantae; Streptophyta; Zygnematophyceae; Desmidiales; Closteriaceae
Source: the annotation of a GenBank genome assembly